AUGCCUACUACAACUACCCAACUCCCAACUACCACAACCCAACUCCCAACUACUACAACCCAAUCCCCAACUACUACAACCGUAACCCCAACUACAACAACACUAUCCCCAACUACAACAACCGUAACCCCAACUACAACAACCCAAUCCCCAACUACAACAACCGUAACCCCAACUACAACAACCGAAUCCCCAACUACAACAACCCGUCCCCCAACUACGAUUACAGCUAAAGCAACAACCCCACCUACAAAUUCAACACCUGCUUCAGGGCCGUAUUAUGUUGUGGCUCUGAAUGGCAAGAUCUCCACCAGUUUGUCACUGGAAAAUGAUCAUGAGACCAUUGUGAAACAGAUUAAAGAUGAACUGGUCAGACGAGGACUGCCACCAACAAUGAUUGUUCGUCUUCUCAGGGCCGUGGCAACAAGUCGCUGAGGCCAAUCAUGUAUUUAAUACCUGGAUAUAACAA
Messenger RNA from Gambusia affinis (western mosquitofish), 469 nucleotides. Its product is annotated as integumentary mucin C.1-like. The transcript is spliced from 3 exons. The coding region runs from base 1 to 435 and encodes 144 amino acids. Lineage: Eukaryota; Metazoa; Chordata; Actinopteri; Cyprinodontiformes; Poeciliidae. The record is from RefSeq and is a predicted model, not a curated record.